Molecule: messenger RNA, 939 nt
Organism: Miscanthus lutarioriparius
Lineage: Eukaryota; Viridiplantae; Streptophyta; Magnoliopsida; Poales; Poaceae
Source: the annotation of a GenBank genome assembly
AUGUCGGCCUUCAUGGUUGUCAUCUCCGUGGUGAUGGAUUUCAACAUCUCCAUCAAAUCGGCGAUGGUGGGAUGGCUCAUGGCUGCUGGCUGCGGCGCGGAAGCGGUGGAGGACUGCGGCGAUGGUGGAGGGCUAGGGUGUGAGUCUCCUUUAGUGGUUGAAGACAACAGACCAAUGGAAAGAUGGCCAUGGUAUGGAACCAUUCAACUUGAUGGUCUACAAAUCAAGUACGAUCUUGACAUGCCUAUGGUGCUCAAAGGUAUAAGCUGCACAUUUCCUGGAGAAAGAAAAAUUGGGGUGGUAGGGCGAACGGGGAGUGGGAAGUCUACUCUCAUCCAGGCUUUGUUUUGGAUUGUCGAACCAUCUGCAGGACAGAUACUCAUAGACGGAGUCGAUAUAUCACUUUUGGGAUUACAUGAUUUGCGAUCUAGACUAAGCAUUAUACCUCAAGAACCAACUCUAUUCCAAGGCACUGUCAGAUCAAACCUAGACCCUCUACAACAACAUAUAGAUGCUGAAAUAUGGGAGGUUGCUAGUAAAUGUUGCCUUGAGGAGAUUAUUAGAGAAGACAAUAGACUGUUAGAUGCACCAGUUGUUGAAGAUGGAGGAAAUUGGAGUGGGGGGCAAAGGCAACUUGUCUGCUUGGCCAGAGUGCUACUAAUGAAAAGAAAAAUACUUGUUUUAGAUGAAGCUACAGCAUCAGUUGAUACUGCGACUGAUAAUAUUAUCCAAAGGACUAUAAGGCAAGAAACAAAAACUUGCACGGUCAUAACAAUUGCACAUAGAAUUCCCACUGUGAUUGACAGUGACCUAGUUCUUGUACUUGGUGAAGGCAGGAUACUUGAGUAUGAUUCUCCGAACAAUCUCCUGAGAGAUGAAUCAUCAGCGUUUUCAAAGUUGGUGAUGGAAUUUGUGGGAAGGACAGAUAACAUUAACUAG